This is a messenger RNA of Alternaria rosae, 318 nucleotides long. Its product is annotated as Isochorismatase-like protein. The transcript has a single exon. Lineage: Eukaryota; Fungi; Ascomycota; Dothideomycetes; Pleosporales; Pleosporaceae. The coding region runs from base 1 to 318 and encodes 105 amino acids. The record is from RefSeq and is a predicted model, not a curated record.
AUGAAGGGUAUCGAAGCUAUCAAUGGCGAGACCGUCGUGUGGAAGAAACACGCUGGAUCUUUCUCAGAGACAGAUCUGGCAGAAGUCGUUCAGAGGACUGGAAUCAAGAAACUUGUUCUUACGGGAUACAUGGCACAUGGUUGUGUGUCGAGUACUGCUCGCGAGGCGACUACUUUGGGGUACGAGACUCUUGUUGUGGAAGACGGUGUUGGGCAGCGCGAUAUGAAAGAUAUUCCAGCUGUGCAGGUUAAGAAGGUUGCUUUGACGGAGAUUGAUGAUAUGUUUGGUACGGUUGUGAAGUCGUCGGAUAUUGAUUAA